Messenger RNA from Meloidogyne enterolobii, 436 nucleotides. The record is from the annotation of a GenBank genome assembly. Lineage: Eukaryota; Metazoa; Nematoda; Chromadorea; Rhabditida; Meloidogynidae.
AUGAGCAACGUGUACAUUCUUCCGCGCAAUUUUGCAGCGACUACCGAAAUUCCAGUAACAUUACAAGGACAAAGGCCAAUAAGAAUGAUUAGAACAGGAGCAGUUGGUGGGAGGAUUUUGAAUGACCGACGCUCUGUCCGACUUCAUGGAAUGGUCCCUAAGAAUACAGAUACUUCACGACGUGUUUAUUUGGCACCAGUGAUUGCAGCACCCGGACAGAGUCCGUUGACUCAUUAUCAGGUAGUUGAAGAUUGAAAGUUAAACUUGCAUCCCUUUGGAAUUAAUCUUAAAGUAUAGCAAUAGUUGGAUUGGUAAGAUCGAGUUUCCGGGGAUUCCGUAAUGGAUUGAACCUCAACAGAUCGAGCUGGACAGGAUUUUAAUCCAUUUAAAUCUAGGGAUCCCUGUAGUCCUUUUAUGCUCUCAACUCUGAUUCCAG